CCCCUACACCCUGCUACUCCGACGUCGAUUUUAUCUCCACCCCACUCCCCAAACCUGAGGUACCCCCGACUUCCCUUCCGCCUAAGUUCAUAAGGUUCAUGUUGGUCACCAGGCAACUGUGUUAGCUUAACCCUGUAACGCCAGGCAAGCGUCCCUUAAACACGAAUGCUGGGUGUAUUUACCCAUUAUCUGGUAAUCCACUCUGCCCCUAAGACCCAGGUCUCAAUAUCGGUGAAGAGUGGUGUAGUCACAACCAACAGGGCAUGGGAAAAGGGUGGCAUAUUUCAGCUUCACAAAUGAGUCGGAUUAAACUUACGUUUGUCACCCUGUGCAUAUUGACCGUGAUGGUUAUGAUGAUAGUUCAACUGAAGAACAAAGGGAAACUUGAGGAAACGUCAAGCAACAUACCCGUCAAUAGCGACGAGGAACAUAUAUCUGUGGAACCAAAUAGUGGAAGAAUGGUAAGCGAUGUCCCCCGCUAUCUGGAUGAGGCCACCAUGAUAAAGGAAGGUAAGCAACGGGACACCCGGAAGUGCACAAGUGCACGCCACUCUUCAAUGAUGCUGUUGGAUCCCAAGCCGCUGUACAGAGUUGGGGACGUCAUAAAAGUUGAGAUCAACACUUUCAAUUAUUAUGGCGAGAGGCAAACAGUCGGUGGCGAUUUCUUUAGGUUGUGGAUGGAAAACACCCGGCACAAAGCCGCAAUUGCUGGAGACGUCUUCGACAACAACAACGGCAGCUACACGGGUGUUCUCCGAGUUCAGUGGUCAGGCAUGGCGACGAUCCGCUGCUUUCUUGAGCGUCGUCGGGAGGAAAUAGCAAUGUUCUAUUCUAUCAUAGCUGAACAUGGUACGUUGUGGCAAUUGAAACGAGAGUUCGUAUUGGGGCUGUGGGUGACAGAGAGUACCCAAUGCAGUAUGACACGGAACAACUUGGGAGACGUUUGUAACUUUACAUUUCUUAAUGACGGUUUCCCGUGGUACUGCGAAAAGCCGAGGAGUAUAUUUUUAAACUGUGAUACGUACAGCAUGUCCUGGUCCCUCAACGUAGCCUAUCUACCAAAGGAGGCACAGCAACGUGACAUAUACUACUUAUCGUCCAAGCCCGACAAUGAUUUUCUUCGGUCCUCUGUCAACAUAACAAGCGUGCUGGAAACUGUGAAUAUCAAGAUCCACACACCUAAAACGCCCUGCAGUCAACUGUCACCAGAAGUAACAUGGCAACGCAAACGUCCUGUUGGUGUGAUCUACAGAAAUACCUGGAAACCCACACUGUGUUGGGACACUCUGGAAGAUACAGCCCAGGCUUAUCGACAAUGUCUGAAGAACCGGAGACUCUGGAUUCCUGGGGACUCAACCAGUCGUCAAUUCAAGGAGUCCCUUCACGAUACACUCAACUUGAAGUCCGCCCCCACAAGCCUUCACCCUCAGCUCUUGGAGGACAAGCAAGGCAAUCUUUCUGUGGCAUGGUUUGCUCAUGAAUUCCCUCUGUUUCACGGAAUGGAGCGGUAUUCCCCACUUGAUAAUCGGGCACAGCAUAUUCUCCUUGAAUCUCUGCCCAAUAACACAGUGGACAUCGUGGUGCUGUAUCUAUAUGUCCACUUCAAUUUAGUCCAUCCGGACAUAUACCGCCAGCAUGUACAGCGACUUGCUCGGGCUGCUGAGUCCCUCCUUGAUCGGGCCCCUGGUGUCACAAUAGCUGUACGGGGACCAUUUGCUUAUUACAGGAACCCAGCCCAGGAGCUUGUGUCCUACUGGGGACUGAUUUAUGCAGAUAUACUGCAUGAGGAGUUUUCCUCUAUGGUCCACAGGGUAGUGUAUAUAGACUACUGGGACAUGACUGUAGCCUUGGGCCCAAACCACAUUCACCCAAAAGCAGCAACCGUUAGGACUAUGAUUCACUAUAUGAUGUCUCUUCUCUGUCAUAGACGCAGGGGGGAUACAGCUGAACCAACGGACUAAAGUACCGUUACUCCGUCGAGAGGGUUGUGUCCCUUAGCUGUGCCAGGAUUUGCUGGUCAAGGGGUCGAAUUCACGAUUCGCCCCAGUUAAGAUCCUGUGUCUGUCAACACUUUAGGGCUCUUGGUCAAACGCCUGCGAUUUUCUGUUCACAUGAAGAUGACACGCCAUGGUAACUUAAACACUGUUUACUUUAAUUCCACCGGGUGACCUUAAAACGUUACUCAAUCAUUGGAUUUUAUGAACAACUGACAAACUCACCACUUUCAUUGGGCAGUAAAACACCUGAAAAUCUGCUCAAAACACAAACAAAUGUAUCCUACUUUUCCUUUUAACUAGACUCAUAGAGUUUAAUACACUAACGUGACCCAUAUUAUAACACAUAUUACUACUGAACCCUAUAGAGUGAGUGAGUGAGUGAGUGUGUUGUUCCCACCGCAAUCAGCAUUAUUACAGCUAUAUACCAUGAUGCUCUGUUAUAUAUUCUCUGGUGAAUACAACCCAGUGUCCUAUAGAGUG
Molecule: messenger RNA, 2477 nt
Organism: Haliotis rufescens (red abalone)
Lineage: Eukaryota; Metazoa; Mollusca; Gastropoda; Lepetellida; Haliotidae
Product: NXPE family member 4-like
Exons: 4
Coding region: 264-1961 (565 amino acids)
Source: RefSeq, a predicted model, not a curated record